This is a messenger RNA of Penicillium taxi, 1320 nucleotides long. RefSeq lists its product as uncharacterized. The coding region runs from base 1 to 1320 and encodes 439 amino acids. The record is from RefSeq and is a predicted model, not a curated record. Gene Ontology annotation, biological process: transmembrane transport. The transcript is spliced from 12 exons. Lineage: Eukaryota; Fungi; Ascomycota; Eurotiomycetes; Eurotiales; Aspergillaceae. Gene Ontology annotation, molecular function: transmembrane transporter activity.
AUGUUUGGGGCUUUGAAUGGACUUGGGGCUGCGGGAGAAGAAACAGCAUCUCUUUCGAAUGUUGUCAAUGCCGUGACAUUCGGCGCUCUAACAGUUGGUGGAUUCUUCACCGGUAUUAUCUGCAACAAGAUUGGCCCUCGGUGGACACUUGCCCUUGGAACAUUGGGAUAUGCCCCUUAUGCAGCGGCUCUCUAUACAAAUGCAGCCUUUGGUAAUAAAUGGUUUCCCAUCCUAGGGGGCUUGACUUGUGGUUCUAGUGGUGUCUUUCUAUGGACAGCAUCUGGGGCCAUCAAUCUCGUUUAUCCUGCUGUCCAGCAACGUGGACGAGCAGUUGCCACAAAAUUUACUCUUCAAAAUUUAGCGUCAUCUGUGGGAGGAAUGAUAUCGCUCGGGCUCAAUAUUAAACAAGCAAAAGCAGGCAGAGUUUCAGACGCCACAUACUAUGUGUUUAUUACAAUCAUGACCCUUGGACUUCCUGCGGCCAUAACAAUUCCUCAGCCCCAUCAAGUCAUUCGAGGCGAUGGAUCACGCGUGAGCGCUCAUCGUUUCAAAUCGUGGAAAGAUGAGCUUGCUGGACUGCGCCAGAUAUUGAAAUCGAAGACCUUCCUCAUUUUCUGCCCAUUUUUGAUUUAUUGGCAAUGGGAUCUCUCUUAUAUGUGGAGUUGGAAUGCUCAAUAUCACAGUGUCCGCGCCCGUGCUCUUCUCAGCACUCUAUUCUACCUGAUCGGGCCAACCUUUAUCGGCCCUGUCCAAGGCUAUCUUCUGGACAGUACUAAAUGGAGCCGUCAAUCGCGUGCCCGAGUGGCUGUUGUCAGUUUCACAAUUAUAACACUCAUGACAUGGAUUUAUGGGCUUGUAGUACAGUAUCAGUAUAAUGGAAGGACUGAAAUCAUUGACAUUGAAGACCCAGUCUUCAUAAAGUCAUGCCUUCUCUUCAUUCUGUACGGCUUGAUUGAAAACUCUGCAAUGGUCACUGGGUACUGGAUUAUUGGAUCACUUGGUCUCGAUGCAGGCAGUGUUUCCACAUUUGUUGGGCUCGCAAAUGCCAUUGGAUCCGCAGGAUCUACCGCCGCAUUCAUUAUUGGAGCUUGCAACGUCUCACUGAUCUGGCAGUUAUGGGCCAACGUCAUUGCUUUCCUCGUCAGCGUUCCUGGAUUGUUAUACACGGGAUUUGCCCUGAUUCCUGAAGAUGCGAUCAUUGACGCAGCGACAACGCAAGUUGACUGGAUUGAUAACGCAGAUCCGAAUGAUGCUUUCAAUACCUCUGAGAAGAAGCAAUCUCAUUCAUUCAGAGAAUCCUCGGCUGGAGAAAGUUUCUAG